Racocetra persica is the source of this 473-nucleotide messenger RNA. Lineage: Eukaryota; Fungi; Glomeromycota; Glomeromycetes; Diversisporales; Gigasporaceae. The record is from the annotation of a GenBank genome assembly.
GAUUGCUAGAGAAUAUUGAAUUUCAAUUUGGUUUUGCCAAAAAUAAUGUUCAAUUUGAAGAAAAGUUAAAAAUUUUUUUAAGUCCUGUCCUAAAAAAACUCGCAAGUCCUCAUGAAAAUGUGAGAAAAAAGGCUAUAAAUAUAUUUAACCACAUUAACAAAAGAAUGACAAAAACUGUUAAACUUCCAUGGAAUUCACUUACUGAAAUUGUUUGCUCAGAAAAUUUUAUGGAUUCUACUUUGGUUAAGAAUUUUACUAUUAUGUAUCUUCGAAAGGCUUACGAUCAGCUAACUGAAAAGCCAUUUUAUGGUCCCUUAGAUAUGUCUAUUCACAAUAUUGAAGAAGAUAAUGAAAAUUUAAAAACAAUUAUAAUUAAAUUCCAAGAACUUGAUCAGCUUGAUCAAUUCGAUCAAUGGAAAAACGAGGAAAACAUACAGGCAAUAAUAAAUAUUUUAGAAGAAAAAACUAAUAAG